CACGUUGUUACCGGCGUCGAGUCAAAGGUCAAAACUCAACGCUCCAAUGUUGUGAACGAAGUGGAAACUGUUGGGAAAACAGCUGAGAAAAGCUAACUUACUUCAUAUUUAACCUUAGAUAAUAAUUCGAUUCAUGCUUUUACGAUCAGUAAGACUUAUGUAUUUUUUUAGUUGAUCGAGGUCAAUUUUGUUUAGCUGUAUAACUUACUUUUACGAUGACUUUGCUGACAAGCUAGCUAGUAAGCUAACUAGCGCGAGCUAAUAGCAUUUGCUAACUGUUAGCUUGCUGCCCAUAUCUGCACUCCUGUGGAGUUAGUGGAAAUGUAUCUAGCUUCUUUUUAAGUAUGUAACUGAAUAACGCAACAUACGUGCAAUUACAAAAGACUACGUGCAAGCACUGAUUUAUCAUUUUGGUCACGUAGCUAAAAGCUAGCUAUCAACAACAUAGGUACGAUGACACUUGCCCCGAAGGAGCUGUCCAACCUCUUGGGAAUCAUUUCCGAGGAAGCUUGCACCAACACUUUUGAAAGUCUAUCAACCGCCUUUCAUCAUUACUUCGCGAAGGCCGAACAUUUCCGAGUAGGAUCGGUUUUGGUGAUGCUGCUGCAACAGCCGGACCUUCUGCCAAGCUCUGCCCAGCGCCUGACAGCCCUCUACCUCCUCUGGGAGAUGUACCGCACAGAGCCACUGGCCGCCAAUCCCUUUGCCGCUGUCUUUGCUCACUUGCUGAACCCCUCACCAGUUGGGGAGGAGCAGGAGAAACAACUGUCUGGCUUCCUGCCACCCAUUACACAGCCCGAGAAGUUCUUCCUCUCCCAGCUAAUGCUUGCGCCUCCAAGGGAACUCUUCAAGAAGACCCCCAGACAGGUGUCUUGCAUGGAUGUGGAGAACAUGCCACAGUCCAUAGACAUUAGUGGGCUGCAGUUGGCAUUGGCAGAGCGCCAGUCAGAGCUACCCACCCAGAGUAAGGCCAGCUUUCCCAGCAUCCUCAACGACCCGGACCCAGAUUCUUCCAACUCUGGGUUCGACAGCUCAGUGGCCAAUCAGAUCACAGAGUCUCUGGUCACUGGGCCUCGACCUCCACUGGAGAGUCACUUCCGUCCAGAGUUCAUCCGGCCGCCCCCUCCCCUGCACGUUUGUGAGGACGAGCUGGCGUGGCUAAACCCCACGGAGCCCGACCACAGUGUGCAGUGGGAUCGCUCCAUGUGUGUGAAGAACAGCACGGGCGUGGAGAUCAAACGCAUCAUGGCCAAGGCCUUCAAGAGCCCACUGUCUGCCCAGCAGCAGUCACAGGUGAGUAGACAGCUCCUGAGUGAGCUGGAGAGGGAUCCUAAGCUGGUGUACCACAUCGGUCUGACCCCGGCCAAGCUGCCUGACCUGGUGGAAAACAACCCUCUAGUGGCCAUCGAGAUGCUUCUAAAACUGAUGCAGUCCAGCCAGAUCACUGAGUACUUCUCCGUCCUGGUCAACAUGGACAUGUCCCUGCACUCCAUGGAGGUGGUCAAUAGGCUAACCACUGCUGUGGACCUCCCUCCAGAGUUCAUUCACCUGUACAUCUCCAACUGUAUCUCCACGUGUGAACAGAUCAAAGACAAGUACAUGCAGAACCGCCUGGUGCGCCUGGUGUGUGUGUUCCUGCAGUCUCUGAUCCGGAAUAAGAUCAUAAACGUGCAGGACCUGUUCAUCGAGGUGCAGGCCUUUUGCAUUGAGUUCAGCCGCAUACGGGAGGCAGCCGGCCUCUUCCGCCUCCUCAAGACCCUGGAUACAGGAGAAAUCCCCCCUGAGGUCAAACCUGCCAAAUAAUGCUUUCAUAGUACAUAGAACCUGGCAGUAGCCUGACGUGCCAAAUAACGCCCCCCAGGUAUUAAGCCCACAGAGGCACAACCCGCUAAAUAGCGCCCCAACCAAGAGAUACUGACCAAGACUGUAUAACCACCCAGACAAUCCUCACAAUCUCGCCUGGAGUCCGGCUUUGAACUCAGUUACUGUUUUUCCUCUCUCUUUUCUGGACAAAGAUGGACAUAUUUU
This is a messenger RNA of Coregonus clupeaformis (lake whitefish), 2028 nucleotides long. RefSeq names its product CCR4-NOT transcription complex subunit 11-like. Lineage: Eukaryota; Metazoa; Chordata; Actinopteri; Salmoniformes; Salmonidae. Bases 454 to 1803 code for a protein of 449 amino acids. The transcript is spliced from 7 exons. Gene Ontology annotation, cellular component: CCR4-NOT complex. Gene Ontology annotation, biological process: mRNA catabolic process; negative regulation of translation. The record is from RefSeq and is a predicted model, not a curated record.